UAACUAUUUUUCUUAACAUCUCCUUCGUUAAAUAUGAUAGAAGGAAAAGAAAUGUCCCUUGAAAAAUGUACUGAGCGUAGUCUUAAUUAACCUGAUUGCGAUUGUCUCCAUUAUUUUCUUCAUGAAUACUGUUCGAAAUGCGACACGAACUCUUUGAAAAAAAAUCUAAAAAAAUUGGAAGGAAAAAUGUUGAUACUUUCCUGGAAAAGUAAACGAUGCACUCGGCACGCCGCAAGAACUCAAACAUGAAUGAAUGAGAACCCCUUACCGGAACACCUGAAUACUUAAUAAACGGAUAAAAUUAACAUUAAUAACGACUGUCUGUGCCCGAUCCACAUUUUAUCCGAGGACAAACGAGAACGACGCUCGGCCAAGAUAUAUUCCAUACGGGGGCGUCAUUUGAGGAGGACUACUCUCUAGUUUUUCAUUCUUCGCUCGGAAGAGGAGUGAAAAUUCGAAAGACUUUCUCCGAACGAAACGGUGGCCCACGUCCGAUCCAAUCUGGCAUGGAACAGAAUCCGGAAAGAUAUCCGAACGAAUUAUCGAGAAACGAGUCGGAAAAUGAGAGCAACGACGAGGAAUACGCGCGUUCUCCCAUUUUACUCGAUCUCGACGAGAAUUCAAAGCAACAAGAGCUACGAGAAAUGGAACAUGAACGAGAUCGUGAACGACAACGGCAGGACAUCGUCAACCACCAAGAAACUAUUUUACCGAAUGUUCUAUCGACGGCCGAUCAACACCUACAGGAUCAAUUAUCGCAAAGUGCAUCAGACGAUCCGACCGUGAUUCGACGUCAAUCCCUGAGAAGAAGAUGGCAAGAUCCUAAUAGUCUCGAGGAACGCCAACAAACUUCAGACAAUGUGUUAAUAAUAAGAGUACCGGAACCAGAAAUAAUAGGUGGCCAUCCACAAUUGGAGAUACUUCACGAAACGAAUAUAAAAUCGGUACAGCGUGAACCCUCGCAAACUGAAAAAGACUACAAAAAGUCAGCAUGCGAUCGCGAACGAACGAGAAUGAGAGACAUGAAUCGCGCUUUUGAACUUCUCAGAUCAAAGCUUCCAAUAUGCAAACCACCAGGUAAAAAACUGUCUAAAAUUGAAUCACUAAGGCAUGCUAUAACAUAUAUCAGACAUUUGCAAAGUUUAUUGGAACCUCAAUACAAUUACGUUCCAAAUGUAUCGGAGAGAACAACGUAUUAUGGGAAUCAUACGAUACCCUUCGAAAUACAUCAUCCUAAUCGAUGGGAACCUUUUAGCUACUAUCGUUAUAAUCCUGAUCAUCACAACCCUUACGUCACUCCGUCUCCUCCCAGUUUGACAUCAUCCUUGCAUCCGCGAUUAUCCUGUGAUCCUGAAGAACGACCAUUCCCAUACGAUUCGCGGCAUUGAGAUAUUAAAGAAAAAAAGAAAAAAACCAUGUACUUUAGUAUACAUAUUAAAUCAUAUUUAAGUUGCAAUAAAGUAAUAAAGUUUUCGUAUUUCUUUUAUUA
Molecule: messenger RNA, 1489 nt
Organism: Vespula vulgaris
Lineage: Eukaryota; Metazoa; Arthropoda; Insecta; Hymenoptera; Vespidae
Gene: sage
Exons: 4
Coding region: 507-1388 (293 amino acids)
Biological process (GO): mesoderm formation; regulation of transcription by RNA polymerase II
Cellular component (GO): nucleus
Molecular function (GO): RNA polymerase II cis-regulatory region sequence-specific DNA binding; DNA-binding transcription factor activity, RNA polymerase II-specific; protein dimerization activity
Source: RefSeq, a predicted model, not a curated record